Zasmidium cellare ATCC 36951 is the source of this 459-nucleotide messenger RNA. RefSeq lists its product as uncharacterized. The transcript has 4 exons. The record is from RefSeq and is a predicted model, not a curated record. The coding region runs from base 1 to 459 and encodes 152 amino acids. NCBI's taxonomy places the organism in Eukaryota, Fungi, Ascomycota, Dothideomycetes, Mycosphaerellales, Mycosphaerellaceae.
AUGAUCAGUCAAUCAAUCAAUAGCACCGGCGCCGGGCGGCAGAAGGUGUGGGACGCUACGGUCAUCCUGCGAAGCUUGUUGCGUGUGUGCCAGCCGGUGUGCUCCUCGCUCGCCAGCAGCGGUCGCGGCGUGCAUGAUCGAGAGCGUCCGUCCGUCAGGAGGCGACGUGAUGCCUGGUCCGUCGCCCAGCGAGGGAUCUGGCUUGAAUUACGGACGCCUCGUUUCAUUGGCCGCGUGCGCUGGUGGAGCUCUCAGAUGCACCAAGCGGGCGACGACGACGACGACGAUACGAUGUCGUCCAUCCGCGCGUUGUGUCAGGAGUCCGCCGCCAUCAUCGCCUGCCUAGCGCUGUCUCGUCUCCUCCUCCCUGUGGAGCCCGCAACCGCGAAAAUGUGUGCAAAGAAGCGCCACCCCGGGAGGAUGACAACGAUGCGAAUGUUGCUCCUCGUAUGCCCGUGA